AUGAUCCGGGCUGUGCUGCUCCUUGGCUGUGUCCUGCUGUCCUCGGUGGCUGCCUUCCCAAGGAGAGCCCAGAACGGGGCCCCGACCUUCAGGCCGUCUUUCACAGAAACUGGGCAUCCAUCCAACAUCCUUUCCAGCCAGACCCUGCUCCCGGAUCCCAGGACCUGCCGGGACCUCUUGCACACAGCCCCCUCCUUAGCCCCUCUGCCUGAGUACCUGUCCACUCUAGCUCUGAGGGUGGCCCUGGAGGAGGUUGGCUGCCCAACUGAGGCCCACAUUCUGCGGCUUCAGCUCAAGUGCUCUGCUGUAGGCAUGCGCAGCCUCAGGCUCAUCAUGACACCCGUUGAACUGCUUCUUUGCUACUUCCUGCUGCUGCACCCGGUGGAUACCAUUUCAUAUGGAAAGCCAACAAAUGUCUUGGUGCACCCUUCCGUGUCCUUGGGAUCCUCAGACCCCUUGUUCUGCCAGACCCUCCUCCCAAAGUCCCUGCCUGGCUUCACCCACAUGGCCCCUCUACCCAAGUUCCUAGUAGGCCUGGUUCUAAGGAACGCCUUGGAGAAAGCUGGCUGCCCUGCUAGUGUCUGGGCCUUGCAGCUUCAGCUCUACCGCCAGGGUGGUGUGAAGGCUACACAGGUCCUCAUCCACCAUCUUCAAGAGCUUCAGAAAGGCGGAAGAACAAGGAGGGGAGUGUCAGUGGAAGCCCUGGCCUCUGCUCUGCAGCUGUUAGCCAGAGAGCAGCUAGGCCCAGAGAGGACCCGACGCUCCCUCCCCACCGAGGUCUGUGAUAAUGAGCGGGAACAAAGAGUUCAUGGUGUCCUCCAACUGUUGCCACAAGUGGGAACCCUCUACAACCUGGGCACAGCUUUGUAUUAUUAUACUCAGAAUUGCACAGACAAGGCCAAGGAACGAGGCCAAGAUGGGGCCAUAGAUCUAGGAUAUGACCUUCUGAUGGCCAUGGCUGGGGUGUCAGGGGGGCCUAUGGGUCUAGCGAUCAGUGCUGCACUUAAACCUGCAUUAAAGUCUGGGGCUCAGCGGUUGAUCCAGUAUUAUUAUGACAAGCAAAAAGCAAUUGUCCCUCUGCCAGAGACCAGCAUGGAGAGUUUAAGGGACACCUCAGAUAUGAGUGACUUGGAAGAAAUAACUACUUCAACUCCUUUGGUGUCAGAAGCAGUCACUUCAGCUCCAUCCUGGGGGUGGGCCUUCUUCAAGAGCUAUGGCAUAGAUCUUGGGGCUGGGAGUGUUGGGAUAUAA
Carlito syrichta (Philippine tarsier) is the source of this 1251-nucleotide messenger RNA. RefSeq names its product apolipoprotein F (gene APOF). The coding region runs from base 1 to 1251 and encodes 416 amino acids. NCBI's taxonomy places the organism in Eukaryota, Metazoa, Chordata, Mammalia, Primates, Tarsiidae. Gene Ontology annotation, biological process: cholesterol metabolic process. The transcript has 2 exons. The record is from RefSeq and is a predicted model, not a curated record.